Messenger RNA from Trichoderma virens Gv29-8, 441 nucleotides. RefSeq lists its product as uncharacterized. NCBI's taxonomy places the organism in Eukaryota, Fungi, Ascomycota, Sordariomycetes, Hypocreales, Hypocreaceae. The transcript is spliced from 3 exons. The record is from RefSeq and is a predicted model, not a curated record. The coding region runs from base 1 to 441 and encodes 146 amino acids.
AUGGCGCCGGUGAUGGUGGUGUCACCACCACCACCACCAACAACAACAACAAUCGUGGAGGGCGUGGUGGAAGAGGAAGAGGGAGUGGAAGAGGAAGUGGACGAGGACGAGGACGAGGCCAAGGAAGAGGCCAAGGAAGGGGAGGCGGCGGCAGUAUUUGGCCGCAGAAAUCGUGGCGGCGUGGUGAGACUCCGCGGCUUUGUGGGACGUGGCCGUGAUGGGACUUUGUCCCGGAGCCAGCUUAGACGUGCAUUGGAGGCGGGUCUUAUCCACCCGGAGCAAAUCGUCGGGCAGCAGCAGCAGCAGCCUCAGCAGCCUCAACAACAGGCUCAACAACAGGCCCAGCAGCAAGUUCAACAGCAAGCUCAACAGCAGCAGGCGCAACAACAAGCCCAACAGCCUCAGCAGCCUCAGCAGCCUCAGCAGCAGCAGCAGCAGUAG